AUGGCAUCCGCAGUCUCAAAGCGCCUCGAAGGCAAGACAAUUCUCAUCACCGGAGCGUCUUCCGGUAUCGGCAAGGCCACAGCCUUCGAGUUCGCCCGCACCAGCCCCAAGAACCUCAAGUUGGUCUUGACAGCGCGACGAAUUGAUAGUCUUCGUCAAAUCGCUGAAGAUAUCGUCAAAGAAGUUGGCGAUUGUGUCAAAGUGCACCCCGUCCAACUGGACGUCAGCAAGCCUGAAGAGGUGCGCUCUUUCGUGAGCAAACUGCCUGCAGAGUUUAGUGAGAUCGAUGUCUUGGUCAACAAUGCCGGUCUCGUCAAGGGCGUUGAUAAGGCUCCUGAGAUCAAGGAGGAAGACAUCAAUGUCAUGUUCGCUACCAACGUCACAGGCUUGAUCAAUAUGACACAAGCUAUCCUACCUAUUAUGCUGAAGCGUAAUAACGGCGAAGGAGCCGGUGACAUUAUCAACAUUGGCUCAAUCGCAGGUCGUGAGCCUUACGUUGGCGGUAGCAUUUAUUGUGCGACCAAGGCUGCCAUCCAUUCGUUCACUGAGAGUCUGCGAAAGGAGCUUAUUUCAAAACGCAUCAGAGUCAUCAGAAUAGACCCUGGCCAAGUCGAGACCGAGUUCUCAGUAGUCAGAUUCUACGGGAAUAAAGAAAAGGCCGAUGCAGUCUAUGCUGGCUGUGAGCCUUUGACACCGGAUGAUAUUGCUGAAGCCAUUGUAUUUGCUGCUGGCAGAAGGGAGAAUGUAGUCAUUGCUGAUACCUUGAUAUUCCCCAACCACCAGGCUGCGGCUACGAUUAUGCACAGAAAGAGCUAG
Molecule: messenger RNA, 816 nt
Organism: Fusarium mangiferae
Lineage: Eukaryota; Fungi; Ascomycota; Sordariomycetes; Hypocreales; Nectriaceae
Product: related to ketoreductases
Exons: 3
Coding region: 1-816 (271 amino acids)
Cellular component (GO): cytosol
Molecular function (GO): oxidoreductase activity
Source: RefSeq, a predicted model, not a curated record